UACCUCAAAAGAAAAACAUCCAUUUGCAUUACUAAUUACGAGCGACGAGAUUAGGAUCAGACCGAUGUAGAUAAAAUAGUAUUGACCCAUGUCUACUCGAACUAAAGACCACAUCAAACACUACAGAAAACAUUGUAUCAUAUCAAUCCAAAGUCAGGCAACUCAAGAUCUAAAAAUUCGAACUUGGUGGUCAAAUUUGAAAUCUUUGCACAUGCAUAUAAAGAAAAGCAAAACACAAUUCGUUUCUUUGUUGUCAAUUCUUUUCUUCCCAAAGUGAAAUACCCAUUACACUUUCCAAGGUAUCUUUUGCCUUGUAUUUAGCUAUACCACAUACGUUUUUUUACUUUUAGUUUACUACAUAAACCUCACAACCCACAACACAAUUCAUACUAUUUCCUAUUAAUUCGACAAAAAUGCAUAACAAGAUUGGCUCUCUACCGGUCAGAUCCGAUCCAUCAGCCCGGCCAAUAUCCCGUCACCACUCAACGAGCUACAUUGAUCGGGUCAAAGAAAGCCUCACAACAAGAUUGUCCAAAUUCAUAUGCGCUAUUUUCUUAACGCUUUUGCUAUGUUUAGGCAUUGUUUUUUUCAUCUUAUGGAUCAAUCUACGUCCUCACCGACCCCGUUUCCACAUCAGCGAGUUCUCUCUCCCCGGUUUGGGCAAUACUGACGGUUUCGAGACCUCUCAUAUAAGCUUCAAGAUAACGGCUCAUAACCCAAACCAAAAAGACCCGAAGAACACGAGUUUGAUCGAAGGAGUCUUACGUGGGCCCACAAUGACGGUGAAUAAGGACCGUUGGAAGCAGAUGGGACGAGACAGGAAUCAAGGGAAGGUGGUGUUUCGUUUAGAUGUGGUGUCCGUGAUACGGUUUAAGGUGUACACUUGGCACAGUAAAAGGCAUAGGAUGCACGCAAACUGUUAUAUUGAGGUCGGCUGGGAAGGCAUGUUGCUGAGCCGGACCAAAGACAAGAGAUGUCCGGUUUAUUUCACUUAACCAAAUGUGACACAAUAAUGAUUUGAACCUUUUUUUUUCUUUUUUUUUAUUAAUAUGAUUCCAAUUUGAUAGUUCAACAUAUCGGCUGUAUUCUAAACAUUUCUUAUAAAUGAUUCCAUGUUAUAAAUCAUGGAGUGGAUUGGCAUUAACCAAGACAAGAGAAGAAAGCCCGUCGGCCACAUCAAGCCCAACCGCGGCCGCAAGGAGGAGAGAGAGUCGGUCAAUGAUCUAGCCGACUUAGAACUUAGAAUGUUUUCCUUUUCUAUGUUUUAGUAGUUUUUCUAUUUCCUGUUGGAUUAGGAUAUGUACUCUUUCCAUUUUUCUUUAUCUUGUAAUCCUUAUAUAAGGAACCCCCAUUGUUCGUUAAUAAUAACACAGAAAUAUUCAGUCUCUAAA
Messenger RNA from Brassica napus (rape), 1391 nucleotides. RefSeq names its product NDR1/HIN1-like protein 26. Bases 414 to 995 code for a protein of 193 amino acids. NCBI's taxonomy places the organism in Eukaryota, Viridiplantae, Streptophyta, Magnoliopsida, Brassicales, Brassicaceae. The record is from RefSeq and is a predicted model, not a curated record. Gene Ontology annotation, biological process: defense response to other organism. The transcript has 2 exons.